AUGUCGGACUCCGGAUCCGUAGGCGCGGUUUCCGGCGGAAGCAACGGCCUGUGUCGGGUUUGCGGCGACAAGGCCUCCGGAAAACAUUACGGAGUUCCGUCUUGCGACGGAUGUCGAGGAUUCUUCAAACGGAGCAUCAGGAGGUUGAUGCGUCGCAACCUGCAGUAUUCCUGUAAGGAAGGUGGUCAUUGCAUAGUCGACGUUUCGAGGAGAAAUCAGUGUCAGGCUUGCAGAUUUUCGAAAUGUCUGCAGGCGAACAUGCGGAAAGACGCUGUCCAGCACGAAAGGGCUCCUCGCUCCUGUCUACCAAACCAGCAGCACAAUUCUACACAAAAUUUGGGUAAUAUACCACCAAAUCAAACGUACCAUUUACAUGGUACAAACACGUUGGCUGCGACACAAGAAACGACGUCGAGGCGCAUGUUGGCGCCUUUGGUUGGCGUGCAACAUCAUCCGGGUUUUUAUUUGCCGUUGCCGUUUAAUACAAGCGGUCACUAUAUACCACAUCAUCCAAACUUUGCUCCAGUUAUAGAUGGAUCAAGAUAUUUUGGAGGUUUGUUCGACAGUCCAAGCCUGGCAGGUUUAAAUCCAUUUUUGUCGGGUUUUAAUAAUUUGUCAGGAAUUUAUAAACAGGACACAACGUACAAGGAUAUAAUACAUCCUAUACCAAUACAACCAACAAACACAAAUUCUAUACUAAAUUCAGAGAAGAAAAGUGACCAGAUAAAUUUUGGAGCUUCAUCCACAACAUCCCCAGUUUCGGCAAAAGACGACGAAGUGACUUCCACCGAAGGACUACCCUUAACCGGUUCAACAUCCUCCAACCCUAAUCAGGUUGCAACAUCGUUUGUACCAACACCAUCAGGUGGAGAAAACGUUUACGAAUCUGCUGCUAAAUUAUUAUUUUUGGCUGUUAAAUGGGCUAGGUCGAUACCUUCAUUCGCACAGUUAUCUCUGAGGGACCAGUCGUUGCUUUUAGAGGAAUCCUGGGCAGAACUGUUUGUUCUGACGGCUGCUCAAUGGAAUUUGCCUAUUGAAGAAGGUAAGUUCGAUAGAUAUCCAAUAUUUUCGACAUUUUUCAAUAUUUUAAACACGAAUUUCGACCGAUUAGUAGGAAUCAAUGUCCGCGGUGUGUCUGCUCCCGAGCAAGUGGCAUUGCUGCAGGAGCAAAGUCUGACAUUGCUUCAGGAACGAUGUGGAAGUUCCAGCAGACUUGGCAAGUUGCUGCUGAUUUUACCAGCGGUCAGAGGGGCUUCGAAUCCGGAUAAAUUACAAGGACUGAAAAUACACGUGAUGUUCUGUGGGAGAGUUUUGGGUUAA
Molecule: messenger RNA, 1320 nt
Organism: Ctenocephalides felis (cat flea)
Lineage: Eukaryota; Metazoa; Arthropoda; Insecta; Siphonaptera; Pulicidae
Product: photoreceptor-specific nuclear receptor-like
Exons: 9
Coding region: 1-1320 (439 amino acids)
Biological process (GO): regulation of transcription by RNA polymerase II; anatomical structure development; cell differentiation
Molecular function (GO): zinc ion binding; RNA polymerase II cis-regulatory region sequence-specific DNA binding; nuclear receptor activity
Source: RefSeq, a predicted model, not a curated record